GCUCCCUCGCCUCCGCACCUCCAGUCUGCUUCAGUUGUCUCGGCGGAUUGUUGGGCUGUGGGAGAGGACGGAUAUCGCGAGUACUGGAGUUUUGGUGAGAGUUUGUGGAAGAUGGCGCCUGUUGUGACAGGGAAGUUCGGGGAGCGCCCUCAACCACAGCGCCUAACAAGAGAAGCGAUGAGGAAUUACCUGAAGGAGCGAGGAGACCAAACCGUCAUGAUCCUGCACGCCAAGGUUGCACAAAAGUCCUACGGCAAUGAGAAGAGGUUUUUUUGCCCGCCUCCCUGUGUGUACCUGAUGGGCAGCGGCUGGAAGAAAAAGAAGGAGCAGAUGGAGAGAGACGGCUGCUCGGAGCAGGAGUCGCAGCCAUGCGCCUUCAUCGGCAUUGGCAACAGCGAGCAAGAGAUGCAGCAGCUAAACCUGGAGGGAAAGAAUUACUGCACAGCCAAAACCUUGUACAUAUCCGACUCUGACAAGAGAAAGCACUUCAUGUUGUCUGUCAAAAUGUUCUACGGCAACAGCGCAGACAUAGGCGUCUUCCUCAGCAAGAGGAUCAAAGUCAUCUCCAAACCCUCCAAAAAGAAGCAGUCGCUCAAGAACGCAGACUUGUGCAUUGCGUCAGGGACCAAAGUGGCGCUCUUCAACCGGCUGCGGUCUCAGACGGUCAGCACACGCUACCUGCAUGUGGAGGGGGGCAACUUCCACGCCAGCUCCCAGCAGUGGGGCGCCUUCUACAUCCAUCUGUUGGAUGACGAGGAGUCAGAAGGAGAAGAGUUCACUGUGAGAGACGGUUACAUCCACUACGGACAGACGGUGAAGCUGGUGUGCUCCGUCACCGGCAUGGCCCUGCCCCGCCUGAUAAUCCGUAAGGUGGACAAGCAGACGGCGCUGCUGGACGCCGAUGACCCUGUGUCCCAGCUGCAUAAGUGUGCCUUCUACCUGAAGGACACAGAGCGCAUGUACCUGUGCCUUUCCCAAGAACGCAUCAUCCAGUUCCAAGCCACUCCGUGCCCAAAGGAACCCAACAAGGAGAUGAUCAACGAUGGCGCCUCCUGGACAAUCAUCAGCACCGACAAAGCUGAGUACACCUUCUACGAGGGCAUGGGCCCUGUGCACUCGCCUGUCACUCCCGUGCCCGUGGUCGAGAGCUUACAGCUCAACGGGGGCGGAGACGUGGCCAUGCUGGAGCUGACGGGUCAGAACUUCACUCCAAAUCUGCGUGUCUGGUUUGGAGAUGUGGAGGCUGAGACCAUGUACAGGUGUGCGGAGAGCAUGCUCUGCGUGGUGCCCGACAUCUCCGCAUUCCGUGAGGGCUGGCGGUGGGUGCGGCAGCCUGUCCAGGUGCCCGUCACGCUGGUGAGGAAUGACGGUAUCAUCUACUCCACCACGCUGACCUUCACCUACACACCGGAGCCCGGGCCGCGGCCACACUGCAGCGCCGCCGGCGCCAUCUUGCGGACCAGCAAUUCCAGCCUGCUCAGCAACAGCCAGGAGGCCAACUCCAGCGUCUACGGGCCCAACAGCACCGCCAGCGCCGGAGUCACAUCUAACGCCGCUGCUGCUGUGGUGUCCUAACACACCAAGGCCACGCCCACAGUAUGCCUUGAGAGCAAAUAUACCAGGAGGUAUAUCGCAACUGGGAAAUAAUGGAACCUGACUCUCUAAACUGCUGCGUGUUAAAGUCAGAUACCGAGAAGUUGAAAGGACAACGGGACAAAUGUCACGGGAGGAGGAACCACGUUAACAAGCUGUCAGAGCUCAUUGACACGCCCCCUCCCUUUGUGGUUACUUUUGGGACCUGCUGAUCCACUUGGGGUGUUUGGGUCGAGGCUCAGAGCACCCAGCACCUUUCUACAGCUGUGAGAGCGGAAACCACCACAACAACAAUACGUCCAGCGCGUAGUCCCGGGACUUUGCGUGUUCUGUCCCGCUGCGUGCUUCCUGAUUCACCCGUUCGCUUGGCGUGGUUUUGCUCUGUGGGAUCCUGAGGCGGGUUUGGAUGUAUUGUUGUUGGAGGGCGUCCGAGGAUCCAGAAGGGGACACUCUCAAAACAUGAGAGUUUUUAUGGACCAAGGAUCUUGUAUAAGCUUUAGUAAAGGUACAUUUUCUCCAUACCUUUUUGUAUUAAACAUAUAGUAAACUUUUGUUACCAAAUAGUUUCUAUUCUUCCUCUGAGCUUGGACUUUCUUUUCCCUUUUGAGGUCCAAAAUCCCAAACUGUAAUGCGAUGGUGAACCUAUUGUUUUUUUAAUACUACUUUGCUUCUUCUGUUUGGGGAAAAAGCUGAAGUCUGGUUUGUUUCUUAACAUUGUUUUUUGGUUUGUUUUUCUAAAUCGGGAAAAACCUCAGAGGGCCUGUUUUUUAUCAUUGGUUUUUAUGAAGUCUUUAAAAAGAAAAGCUUUAAGCAACGCCUCUGCCUUGCCUGCAAUACUCGAUUUGCGCUCUGUCUCCUUUGGAACGUCACACACUUCAGUACAUCUCAUGUGGAGCCAUCGCAACAUUUGCAGAAUACAUCGGGAAAAAAACGUAGACCGCAAAUAAAGAUGGACGAUGUGACCCGCAGUUUCACUUUCAUGUGUAGAAAUGAAGCCAAAAAAACCCGCCGUCGUGCUCAGCUGAUGUCAAAUCAGAUACUAGAAAAAUUAUUUGUUCUGUGACGGCGAUAGCUAGCCAUCAAUCGUAGCUAUCUGCCCGGCGCAACGUUUCAAAGCCAAAUACUGACCCUGGAACAAACAUAUCUGAGAAAAGUUCAGUCAGCACAUAAUGGUGUUUUCCUUCCAUUUCUUAUUGACUUGAAGCUGCCACUAGGGGGUGAUAGAGGUAUUUUGGCUUCACUUUGGAAUCGCUGCUCUAUCGUCCAUCUUUGUGUACAGGCUGUAAAGAGCUUGUCAUUUACGAAACAUUGUAACUAAUGAUUGCUGACUUCAAAGGAUAGCCUUAGUACUGUAUAUUAUUACUGUGUACACCAACCAAUCACAUAUCUCUUUCUACGUGUAUUGAUCACUGUCGUCGUAUGCAAUCGUACGGCGAAACCUGUCGUUUAAACCGCACCGCGAGGCGUCUUCCAGGGUGUGCCGUCGCCUGCUUUUCCUACCGUGCGAACAGACACUUCUCCAAUUAGUCGUGGCCUUACCAAUAUCUUCAAUUCCCAAACGAUACUUCGCUUUUUUUGUUUUUUCUUCGUAGCCACUUUGGGCAAAAAUAAAAAAAAUCAUGAACGCCUCGCUUCUUACCACAGGAGCUUCAGCUGCAACUUUUCAAAGCAAAGCCACAAAGUUUUUAAAAAUUAAAUUAUUGUUUUUAUUGAGCAGUGCACAUGCACGUGCGCUGCACAGUUCUCUUUUGGUACAACUUUAGCAAGCGCUGUAAGCUCCUCUCUGCCGUCUUAGCCUUUUUCUAAGAAAAAAAAAAAAAAAAAGAACCUACAUGUGUCGUGAGGUUCCUGCAGAAGCGAGCGUUUGAUCCGUCGGAGUCGUUGCACUCUCCUGACUUCAUGGCGAGUGAGUCUCCUGUUGGAGCACAAAGGCCUUCUAAACGCGUAUUACUCAAAAUGUGCAUUUAUUAAAAAUAAAAUACAUACAGCAAUAUUGUACAGGUCGUGUUUUUUCAUGUGGUUGUUGUUUUCCCGCCUGAGCACUAGUUCACCAGCCAGCGAGUAUCAUCGCUGCCAUUCAGUAUCGAGUCAAACUCGCUCCUUUUCAAAGUGCGUUCCAGAUACUUACGUUUGAAUCGAUCAAUGCUCAAAAAA
Messenger RNA from Thalassophryne amazonica, 3747 nucleotides. It is a transcript of the gene rbpjb, whose product is annotated as recombination signal binding protein for immunoglobulin kappa J region b. The transcript is spliced from 11 exons. Gene Ontology annotation, biological process: Notch signaling pathway; regulation of transcription by RNA polymerase II. The coding region runs from base 112 to 1575 and encodes 487 amino acids. Gene Ontology annotation, cellular component: MAML1-RBP-Jkappa- ICN1 complex; nucleus. NCBI's taxonomy places the organism in Eukaryota, Metazoa, Chordata, Actinopteri, Batrachoidiformes, Batrachoididae. Gene Ontology annotation, molecular function: DNA-binding transcription activator activity, RNA polymerase II-specific; RNA polymerase II cis-regulatory region sequence-specific DNA binding. The record is from RefSeq and is a predicted model, not a curated record.